Messenger RNA from Clarias gariepinus (North African catfish), 1587 nucleotides. RefSeq names its product p53 apoptosis effector related to pmp22 (gene perp). The record is from RefSeq and is a predicted model, not a curated record. The transcript is spliced from 3 exons. The coding region runs from base 106 to 666 and encodes 186 amino acids. Gene Ontology annotation, cellular component: membrane; cell-cell junction. NCBI's taxonomy places the organism in Eukaryota, Metazoa, Chordata, Actinopteri, Siluriformes, Clariidae. Gene Ontology annotation, biological process: cell-cell adhesion.
AGGUUACACUGGGUGGGGACGUUUAUAGUUAAACUGAGAGACACAACAGGGGAGCAAACAAGUCGGCUUUAUCCUCCGAGCAGUUCGCACUCGCCGCUUUCAGACAUGUUUCGUUGUGGCAUCGCGUAUCCCCGGUGCAGGUGGAUUCUGCCUCUCCUGCUGUUGUUCGCCAUUAUUUUUGAUAUAAUCGCCAUCGCGGCUCAGUCCGGAUGGGUGGAGGACGAAAACGCCAAGUCGCACUAUGCGAGUAUGUGGGAGCAAUGCCAAGGCCGCAACAACAACUGGAGGUGCAAAUCUCUCAUGGAGUUCCCAUGGGCUCAGGCUGUCGCUGCGCUGAUGAUCAUUGGCCUCAUCAUCCUCAUCAUAGCCUUCAUCAUCUCCUGUGCUGCACUCUGCUGUUCUCUUAAUAUUCCGAUCUUGCCAGCCAUUGGAGGUAUCCUAUUUGUUGCUGCGGUAAUCCACAUCAUCGCUCUGAUCAUUUACCCAGUAAAAUUCAACGAACUAAUAUUCGAAGGUAACUACGACUACACUUGGGCGUAUGGUUUUGGCUGGGGAGCCACCAUCAUUAUGAUUGGUUGCUCAAUCAUGUUCUGCUGCCUUCCUAAAUAUGAAGAUGAGCUCAGCGGCCUAGCGAAGCCCAAAUACAUCUACGAGUCUUCUUCUUAAAAGCCUUCUCCAUCUUCCUACAUACCACGCUCCAUUGCUUUGACUUAAUAUUUUUAAAGCUUCAAAAACAGGACCUCUCUCAAUCUCAAGAUAAGAUCCAAGUUUACUUAAAGAGAAUUAUGGGAAACAUAAACAGUAUUUUUGCCUUAACAAGGAUUAUUUAUACUCCACCGUGCAUUCUUCGGUAAUCCUGGCCAUAGCUAUUUUAAUGUCUUUUGAGGCGACAUUUCAGGUUUUUAACAGAUCAUCAUCUAACAAUUUAUUUUUCUCUUCUAUGCACAUACAAACCAGGGGGUCUUGAUUAAAGCACUUGGGGAGAAAAAUUUAAGUACUCAGCCGAGCAUUGGAUAAAGACCACUUAAUUAACACUGUACCAAGAUAAUGGUACAGAUAAUUACCAUUAUCUUGUCUUUGGAAUAAGUAUAUUUUCAGAGGGCCAUUUCUUAUAAUUGAAUACUAACUCUUGUAGACUUGCACAGAAUUUUUAGUAGCUAGAAUUUGUAAAAUUUGUAUUGAAAGUAUUCAAAAUUCAAGUGUGUUUUUGAAGCAUUACUCAUACUGACCAUUUAGAGAAUUCUUUCUUUAUAUACUACUGUACACUAUAAUACUGUCCUCAGAUGCUGUAUAGGUUGUGUGUGUUUGGUGUGAAAGGACUGACGAAUGUUUCUGUUGCUCAAGCAAAGUGUGUUUUUUUGUUUGUUUUUUUUUUGAGAGAAAUAUGCAUUCUAUACAUGGAUGUUGGGAAAAAGUCUUGUAUAGUCCGACACUGCAAAUGUUCAUUAGGGUUUUUAGUUUUUCAAUAGGGUUUUCACACUAAUAGUGCUGAUUUUCACAUUAGUUUGAAAUGUUUGACUUAAUUUUUUCUAGUUUUCAUUGCAAGCGAAUGCAAAAUAAAGGGAGACCAAAAUGUUUAAAUACAAA